Paramuricea clavata is the source of this 25260-nucleotide messenger RNA. The record is from the annotation of a GenBank genome assembly. Lineage: Eukaryota; Metazoa; Cnidaria; Anthozoa; Malacalcyonacea; Plexauridae.
AGGCUUCGCUGGUUCCCCUCCAUUCUUCCCUCGCGCCUUCAAAUCAUUCUACGUGGACGAAGAAAAACCUAAUCAAUCCUACAUCGGUCUAAUUGGCCAAGCAAUUAUGAGCAGUCCCGAUAAGAAGAUGGUUCUCAGUGAUAUCUACAAAUGGGUGCUAACUCACUACCCAUAUUUUCGCAACAAAGGUCCUGGGUGGAAAAAUAGUGUACGACACAAUCUCUCGCUCAAUGAUUGCUUUGUUAAAGCGGGUCGAAGCCCGAACGGGAAGGGAAAUUAUUGGGCCAUUAAUCCUGAGAACUACGAGGACUUUCGUAAAGGUGACUUCAGAAGGCGGCGAGCUCAGAGAAGGAAUCGAAAAUCAGGUCAAAAUCUGGAAAGUCCAACAAAUACUGACGAUGUUACGAAAGGCGAACAAACCACGGCGAUAAACGAAGACGAAGCAUGCUUGGAAAAACAAAUCACCUCAGAGCUCGAUACAAAUCGACUUACUCCAAAAGAUGAUAGCAAAGUACGAACAUUUGAUGUUGAAAAUUUACUUCGUGUUGAAACUUCGGAAUAAAUACGCUUUUGUGGAGAACGAGACACUUCAUUCUUAAAAAACAAAACAAAAAAAAACGAACAAACACGAACUAUAGAAAAUAAUAGACAACCCUCACAGCAGACCAAACCCGAGUUUUGCAACUCAGUGUAAAUAUAAACCGACUGGUUCCUUUGAGGUUAAAAGUUGCUUAGAAAAGAAUGAACAAACCCCAGCAUCUUCUUUUAUAAGGAAAGAACAAAACGUUGUAUAUUUUACAAACAGUUUGGAAGCUUACAAAGAGCUAAGAACACUGAUGUAGCUGACGUAGCUUUAAUUAUGUAUAUAUAAUAUGGGAAUUUACAUUAGGAAAAAAAUGUUUAAAUAUUAUUAAUAUAUAUCAUAAUGAAUAGUUUAUAUUAUCAUGUAAAAUAGAAUGCGCAAUAAAAAUUCGUUGCUUAUAAAAUGUGUAUAGUUUGUUAUCUAAGACAGACGAAACGGAUAUUCUGCAAGCCAAUAAUCAACAGGACCCGUUCAUCGUAAUUGUGGAGUAUAUCUAGGAUCAAACCUUGGCCCUUUCUUAAUUUUCUCGGGAUGCUGGUGACACAGUCAGUGUGUUAGUGCGUGUAUCUUUCACUUCAACGAACGGGUUUCAUUCCUGCAAUAUCUCUGCAGUUCGCUGGGAAAAAAUAUUGAAAUUCGUACCAUGAAAUUUGUGAUGGCAUCACUAUAUCCAUACUAUCCAUACUAUAACCAUAGUCUGGAAAUUGCCAUUAGUAUGACAAUUGGAUUUCCAUACUAUUUGCAACUAAGAUCUGUACUAUUUUCAUAGUAAGAAUUUUGAAAAGAAUUCCAAUGAUUGUCUUGAGUAUAAAUUCGUCUCAGGCACAUAUGCUAAGAGUCUGAUCAAGGUCACAACUUGAAAACCCAUAUACAGUUUUGUUUGCUGUAAACCGAUCAUCGUAUAACCUCAGUCCUAUAUAUUUCCCAUCGCCAAAAUAUAUAAAAUCAACCGCACAAACAGUACUUGUUUACGAAAAACCAACUUUGUAUACGCCUGUAUUUCCCGAGGGAAAAGCGGUUACAUUAGAAUCCCCGACAUCCACAGAGGAAAUUAAAGUAAAAUUUGAACAUGAUUAAACUUCGUAAUUAAUCAGCGCUACCACUCCUACAAUUGAGGUAGCAUUUAAAAAACCCUGGAAAUUUUUAACUAUAUCUUUUAAUUUAUAUGCAUUGCACAGCAGCAGUUUAAGCUUCAGUAACAAACUUUUUGCCAGAGAACAUUUAAUUGCUACAUUAUUGCAAUUUCAUAAGAUAUUUCGGUGAAUGUUUAAAGUCAGAUUGUUGGAGCCUUGCUUGUGUAAUAUCGUCUAUCAGACUCCCGGGUGGAUAAUGGCCAGGAAAAAUUUCAUUAUCUUUGACGGCUUUUUGCCGCCAUCAUAUAGAUUGUCUGCCGUUUAAAGCCUUACCUAACAGACAAAUAUUAAGCAAACGUUUACUCUGUCAUUUGGCUUUGGGGUGCCAUUUAAGUAAGGAUAUGUAGCAAUUAGCAACGGACCACCCUGACAUUACUGCUGUUGUAAAAAAAUCAUAUUAUGUCUCUUUCUCAGCUAACUAAGUCAAGCAUGGUUAGAUUAUACAGAGGUAUAGUCUAAUCUAUCUAUCUAUCUAUCUAAAUAAAUUAUUUAUCUAUAUAGUACAUGUUCUUUAAUGUGAGCUACCUUAAAGUGGUCUGAUGUUGUACAGAACUCACUGCUGAGUUAAGCAUGGUUAGAUCAUGCAGAGGUAGUACAUAUUCUUUAAUGUGGGCUACCUUGAAGUGAUCUGAUGUUGUACAGAACUCACUGCUGAGUUAAGCAUGGUUAGAUCAUACAGAGAUAGUACAUAUUCUUUAAUGUGAGCUACCUUAAAGUGGUCUGAUGCUGUACAGAACUCACUGCUGAGUUAAGCACAGUUAGAUCAUUCAGAGGUAGUACAUGUUCUUUAAUGUGGGCUACCUUAAAGUGAUUUGAUGCUCUACAGAACUCACUGCUGAGUUAAGCAUGGUUAGAUCAUGCAGAGGUAGUACAUGUUCUUCAAUGUGAACUACCUUAAAGUGAUCUGAUGUUGUACAGAACUCACUGCUGAGUUGAGCAUGGUUAGAUCAUGCAGAGGUAGUACAUGUUCUUGAAUGUGAGCUACCCUAAAGUGAUCUGAUGUUUUGCUUUUCAAUAUGGUGUGACCGUUUAACCAGCCGUCCACUAGCAAAACAAAACACUUGAAAUACUCUCAAGUGAAAUAGCGUGGCAGUGUAAACACAUGCUUUAUAUAACAGCCAUAAAUGUCAAACAAAAGGCCUCUUUCAAACUUGUUUAUCAAAGUUUUCUUUAGUUCAAGUAGAAGACGUUUUAGAAACAAAUAUAGACAAACCUAAGCAAUAUCAGGCAAAUUCCAGUUUCUUAAUUUGUCGAACGUGCAUGCUCAAACACAUGCUUGAUUUAGUGUAAAAUAUCAUGAAGGAAAUCGUUGAUUGCGCACUUGGUUGUGUUGGGAUGCCAGGGAUUCCGCUUGCAAUUUAUGAUCCCCUUGCCCAGUUUGUGGCGAACACAUUGAAUAUAUAAACUGGAAAUUUUAUUCUAAUUUUAUCGUCCAGUAAUGUUGAUAAGAGACUUCACUGUUUAUUGACUCUUGCCCCAAUAACCUCGUUUUCACGUUGGGUUAUUUUCACAUGUUUUGUGUAGUUAAGUGGAUAUGUUUAUGAUUGGGCUCAAGAUCAAAGGGAAACACAUUCGUACACGAAACAUGAAGAUAUCACGUGCGCCUGUUAUGCUAACAUGGAAACGAGGUUAUUGACGCAAAAUUGGAAUAAGCAUGAAAGUCUGUUGGAAAAAAAAUUGAAUAUAUCUAAAAAUUGAAGCUGUUCAAGCAGCCCCAUAAUUAAAAUCUUCAUGAAGUUUUAGACUAUGUGAAAUUAUCAUAAUUGUUCCGUUUUGUUGAAAACAUCACGUUGAGGUAUUUGGCAAAGAUUUCGAUUCGUAUAUGCACGGAUCAGUGCAAACAAUAUAAGCAAAUAAUAUAUUGCAAGAAAUAUCGUAAGACUAUUAUAUUAUCUUCACUGAUAGGAAUCAAGGGCUUAUGGGUCGUGGCUUAUGUUACGUCAGAUAGAAAUAGAUAGAAAUUUUAUUUAUACACGCUGCAUGACCCCGUCAACCGAAGCUGAUUUCCACGAGGGGGUGUGCCAAAAAAACAAAUAAUUGUUUUACAAGAAAGUGAUAUUUUGAGCUGUGCAAAAUAUACAAGUGUUAAAAGAUCUAAGAGUAUUGAGGACAGUAAAUAAGAAAUCAUGCAAUACGAUAUUUCACAACAACAAAUCAAUUCCGUACCAAAUACUUAUGAUAAUUCUCAUAGUUGGCAGGUAAAAGUUCUUUCUCAGUAACCCAACCUUUGGUAACCUUCAAAGUAUCGCAAGCUUUGAAUGACGUGCAAUCUGAAGCACUGGUUAUAUUAAACUCCGUACAUGGUCUGUUUCUACCUCUCACUAUGUUGUAUAGAAAUACCAUGUAUAGCAUUAUUGAAAACAAACAAGGUUAAUGACAUGAUAGCAUCCUUAAACAUUAAAAUCAAAGAGUCAUUACUUGGCUCAAGUUUCUAAUAUUAGGCAGCGCGUGAGAAAUAAAUAUAUUUAACAUAUUCUCGGGAGGUGGAUAAUGCUUUUCAUACAAUUUGAUUGGUUGCUCAUUCCGGAUAUCCGUACAGUAUUUACCUCCAGACAAAAUACAGACGAGCACAUUUUUGUACUAAACGAGCUCCGUUUUUUCACCAAACACGAAGAAAACCUGAACGUUUUGUUUAACAGUUUGUAGAGGUAUGAUGCUUGUGAUGUUACUCUGAGUGUAUAUCCACACCGGGCGAGCUUGAAAAAUAUGCCUGAUCAUGGUGGGAAUCGAACCUACGACCUUUGGAAUACUAGCCCAAUGCUCUGCCAACUGAGCUUACGCGAUCAGGGCGGUUCGAGUAUGUUUUGUUUACAACUAUUAGGCAAACUGAAAUACACUAAUUAACCUUUUCCCAAAAGAGAUCUCAGGGCAUUCUGGGAUCGUUUGGAGGGACAAAAUAUAUGGUGACAGGCGUCAAAUAUGUGAAAGAGUAGAAGUAUCUACUAUCAAAUAUCAACUUUUUAGACGACCAAAAAUGAAAUAUCUCCUUUUUACAUUAAACAUUUAAUUUAAAUGUGUACUGCCAUAUUUCUUGUCCUUCCAAAAAGGGAUUCGCGCGACUUGACCCAGGACUUUGGGAAGUGGCUAAUUGUUUCAAAAAUAUUUUCGUUGUCUUUUGCUCAUUUUGUUUUUGUUUCAAAGUGAAUAUCCUUGCACUGUUCACAGCCAUUUCAGUGAAUAAUUCAGUUAAAUAAUCUUUCCAAAGAACGAUUGACAGAGAGACUUACUUUGAUUGAUUUAUACUGGAUAGCUCUAUCAGUUCUAAAAUGUUGUUUCCAAAGGGACAGUGUUACUACGGUAAAGAUAAACUCACGUUUACGCGUUUAUCUCGCGGAUCAUCCACGUUCAACUCGCGGAUCGUCCACGUUCAACUCGCGGGUCGUCCACGUUCAACUCGCGGGUUAUCCACGUUCAACUCGCGGGUUAUCCACGUUCAACUCGCGGGUCAUCCACGUUUAACGCGCGGGUCAUCCACGUUUAACGCGCGGGUCAUCCACUUUUAACGCGCGGGUCAUCCACGUUCAAUUCGCGAGUCGUCCGCAUUCACCUCGCGAAUCAUCCACGUUCAAUUUUCGGGUCAACUGCAGUGAAGUAAAAUCUAAAUUCAACUUUUUAUCGCCAGACUAGAGCAAAUGUUAACGACGUUACACAUUUUGACUGGUAAACGUUGUGACACUUUGGUUACAUGCUAUGUUAAGUUAAACCUUCAAGAUUUUGUUGGCAUCUCACUCGAUUGAAUAUUACUUGAGGGUCUUGUAGAUGGAAAUUAUCGAGUGGAAAUUUAUAUACAUUUAUUAAACCUAACCAGGAACAGAAGCGAAAAAUGCAACUUUUUUAGGUCCCUGGCAGGAUUCGAACCUGCGGCCCUUGUUAGGUGCAUAGAUAUCUUAUAUACACUAGAUAGCGCAUCUCUUUUAGUAAAAUUGAAGCCAAGAAUAUUCCAGCGGUUACCCCCAUUUGAAUAGAUGGCGGCCAUGUUGGUCGUUCCCACUUGCUAAAGCCUAGUUUCCAUUUGGUCGUUAGUUGUCGCUGGCACGACAUGUGGCAGAUGUAAUAGAGUGUCAACAAAAAACUCUGCAAUCAUCAAGACUGAUUUGCAUAUCACACAAAAAGACUAUUAUUAUAGCAGACUAUUUCACAUCUACCGCUUGUCGUGCCAGCGACAACUAACGACCAAAUGGAAACUAGGCUUAAUAAACGCUUAAAAACAACAGUAAUUUUCAUCAUUUGAAUAGUUUAAAAAUGCAUUUGGAAUAGGGUUAACUUAAUGUUUAAGUUCCCUGUUUAAGAAAUAGAAAACAUACGAAUCUUCUCAUUUCAUGGGAACGACCUGAGACUGCAAUCACGGCUUCAAUUUUUGAAUUGCAGAAUAACUAGAUGCACUAUCUAGUGUAUAUAAGAUAUCUAUGGUUAGGUGUAAUAAAUGUAUGAUUGACCACCACGUAAUGAAACUGUUCAUAUGACUCUUAGAUCCAGUCAUAGUUUUAACGUUGCAUUUCAGACUAACUAAAAAUAGCUUUAUUAUAUAUAAUGCAUUAAAUUAUUCAUCAUAACAUUAUUAGAACAUUCUAACAUUCUUAGAUCCUUUUAGAGACAUUUAGUUAUAUAGUAUUUUAAUAUUUUCUUAACUUGUAAAUAUAAACGUAAUUCAGCCUAUUGGCUGCAAUGUUUAUAUGUAAUAAACCAUCUAUCUAUCUAUCUAUAUAUUCAUCUAUACUGUGCGAUAGAGCACAUUUUAAUUUUAUAAUGUAUUCGUUGUUCUUUGUAGAUGUAAUGUAAAGUUUAGGGAAUUGUCAUAGUAUAGGGUUAACCUCACGAUUUCCUGUUCAAGAUUUUUGUAAUGUUAUCUUGAAUAAAUUAUGUAUGUAUGUAUGUAUGUAUGAUAAAUUUCUACUCGAUAAUUUCCAUCUAUACCCCUCAACCCAUGCUAAACCUUGGAUGCGAGAACGUUAUUUGAAUUAAUACGGUAUGUUUCACUUUAUCAUAUUGAAAUAAGUUUCUUGCAUACAAAACUGCAAGGUGUAAUAACAUGGCAAGGAAUCAAACGCUACAAAUUUGGAACAUUUUCCACGCCUUAAAAUCGUGUACAUAUGAUUUCUUUUUUCUAAUUUGCCAGCUUUCAACAAUCAAAUGCAAGAAUUAAACUGAUGUUUAGAAACUCGAAGAUCAGAAAAUAGCAAUGGAUAAAACAGUAAGUUUAUUCAUUCAUAGAUUAUUUACCUCAAAUAUGAUGCGUCAAGAUCAGGAAAUUGAUAAGAGUCCAGUGCUCUACUGUUACGAUGAAGUCAGCAGUUAAAGAGUUUGCUUGAGUCAUGAAUCACGGUCCAAGUGUUACGACUCAGCAUUGACGUCACGCGCACGAAAUGUAGUCGUGCGUCAGCGAUAUUAGUAAAGCUGUAAAGGCGUAAUAAAGAAUGAUAUUCAUGUAAUAAUUAACAAAUAGAUAAGAUUUUGCCGCUGUCUGUUCAGUUACAGAUACCCAGUAUGACGUCAUAAUGUGAGCAGAACAAAAAAGUGGCUGACGAGUCACCGAGGCGAGUUGAGACAUUUCUCAUAGAGUCAUCAUCCUGUAGAAAUAAAGGAAGCUUAAUUUGGCUUAUGCUUGCAUCGCAGUGAGGACAAGGCAUUCGAUUUAAGCCAGCAUUACAUAACUGUUUUACCCCCACUGAGAAAAAUUAUUGUAAAGUGCUACCAAAAAUCUAAGAGUCUCAUACCUACCCCCUCCCUGUAAGUCUCAAACGACAGAAGCGGAUUUAUAUAACAAUAAACAUAAGAAUGCAAGUGCCCUCGACCUUUGCUCUCGAACCUUUCAUGAGAAAUGCGUGGUUGACGAUACUGUUCUUCUUUUGAAAGAAAAAUAUCAGUCUUUGUUGUGUCAUUACAUGUGUUUGUGUAUAGCAAGAUAUUGGCUUUGUUUCAGCUUUUCAAAUUUCCUUAAUUUAGUUCUAAAGUGUUCAUGCAAUCAUGAAACAAUCCAAUACAACACUUCUCUAAAACCUACUCUAAAAAUCGUAACAUCUUUUGUGGUCUAUUUCGUAAUCUGCUUCUGCUAUAGAAUAUAUAAUAUGUUAUACUUGCCAUAAUUUAUACAUUUCAUACGAUUUGUUCACUGUUACUACAGGAAAAAACCUAAACUUAACUAAUUUUAUUUAUACUGGAUAGCUCUAUCAGUUCUAAACUGUUCUUCCUAGAGGUCCAGUAAGAACCAUCUCUUCAUUGAUCCAGUGUUACUACAGGAAGAAACCUAAACUAAACUAACUUUAUUUAUACUGGAUAGCUCUAUCAGUUCCAAACUGUUCUUCCUAGAGUUCCAGUAAGGGUCAUCUCUUAUUGUUCCAGUGUUACUACAGGAGGAAACUAAACUAAACAAACUUUAUUUAUUUAUUUACUGGAUAGUUCUAAACUGUUUUCCCUAUGGAGAUCCAGCAAGUAUGUAUUCUAUUGUUCUCGAACAAUCUAAAACAAAUUAAUUACAUAAUAGAGCAAUAAUUAAAAUCGAGUACUCAUAAUUAGUUAUUACUAUAUACAUUCCAUAAACAAAUAAUAUACACAAAAUUGGGUGGAUUCCAGACCUCCCCUGAAGAAAACCAUUAUGUUAAAAUGGCUCUUCACUCAAGUGGUUAAUUAGGGCGUGGGUGAAAUGAUAUCACGUGGUUUGUUUGAUAGAAGAGCUUUUUGUGCAAUGCCUGGGUAGAAUGUUUAUAGGGUGUGACCUAUACUUCGUAAAGAACUUUACUGGAGUCAAGCAGAAGUUAUUUUUACUAGUUAUUUUUAUCAACUGUAAACCAAAUGGCCUAUUCCUUGUUUGUGCAGUAUUGGCGCAGUGGUACUACAGGUGGAAACCUAAACUACUUUAAUUAUACUGGAUAGUUUUAUCUGGUAAAGACUGUUCUCAAAAGAGAUCCAAUAAGGCCAUCCUUUAAAUAAUCUAGUAGUAAUAUAUGGAGGAAGAAAUCCAAAUAAAAUAACUUUAUUUAACAGCUCAGUUCUAAACUUCUCUCUAGAGGUCCAGUAAGUUCCAUCUCGUAUUGAUCCAGUGUAGUAACAGGAGGAAACCUAAACUAAACUAGCUUUAUUUAUACUGGAUAUCUUUAUCAGUUCUAAACUGUUCUUCCUAGAGGUCCAGUAAGGCUCAUCUCUUAUUGAUCCAGUGUUACUGCAGGAGGAAACUUAAACUAAACUAACUUUAUUUAUACUGGAUAUCUUUAUCAGUUCUAAACUGUUCUUCCUAGAAGUCCAGUAAGUUCCAUCUCUUAUUGAUCCAGUGUUACUACAGGAGGAAACCUAAACUAAACUAACUUUAUUUAUACUGGAUAGCUCUAUCAGUUCUAAACUGUUCUUCCUAGAAGUCCAGUAAGGAUCAUCUUUUAUUAUACUAGCCUAUACAGUUGGAAACCUAAACUAAACUAACUUUAUUUAUACUGGAUAGUUCUAUCAGUCCUGAACUUUUCUUCCUAGAGGUCCAGUAAGGAUCAUCCCUUACUGGUUCAGUUAAACCACAAGAGGAACUAGAAUACUCGGAAACCUGUGGUGUCUGCUGGAGUCAAGCCUGAAGCACUCUUCUCACGCGCGACUGAGGCAUAAUUUUAAUGAACUUCGCCAAUUUGACAAAGUUGAUGUUUUCGAAAAGAACAAUUAAGCUUUAACUUGCUGUAUCGAGAUUUCUGAAGGGUUAACCAAUAUAUCUCAAUACUGGUUCACAUACCAUAAAUUCAUGUGGUUAUUUUGGGUUAAGUGCUGGUUGAAGUUCAUGUCCUUGAGAUGUAGAGUUAUGCAUUGUUUUUGUAAACGCUGUUUUUUUAAUGGAAUUAAUUGUUUGGGAGGAUUUUGUUCUGUAGUUGUACUGAACUGAUAAGUUUUUAAUAUCCUUGCUGUCCUUACUGGAGAACAAUUUAUAACUGAUAAAGUUAUCCAGUUACCCAGUAUUAAAUGAAGUUAUAGUGUUGUCUAAUUUAGGUUUUAAUGACAUUGAAGCAAAUUGCAAGACUUUUAGGUUUAAAAUUAAAACAGAAAUAUGGUAAAGGAAUUUUUCUGAAUAAACAAUAAACAUUGGAAAAUAUGUUGUAUGUUUUGCACGAUAAGAUAAUUCAUUUCAAUGGUUUCUUUGAUGGAAGAAAAUUUAUAGCUAUUCAAACUGUUAAUCAAUAUUUUAAUGAUGGGGGAAAUGCUGUUAAAAGCAAUUGAUUAUGUUGUAAAAACAAUAUGAAAGCAUAAACAACGGAAAUGUGAAAUAAUUAUAGUUGACGUUUUGCUUAAACCGUUUGUUGAAACGCUCUGGUAUACGUCUACCUGCUCCGUACAAAUUCUCACGAUUAAAAUUUAAUGGAAUAUAUAUUUGUUUUGGUUGACAGGGUGGGUUAGGAUAAACACAUUUAAGAAAGUAAUAUCACAAUUGCUUUAUAAAUUAUGUGGCAGCUUACCUACCACACUGAACUAAACUAACUUUAUUGAUAUACUGGAUAGCUUUAUCAGUUCUAAACUGUUCUUCCUAGAGGUCCAGUAACUUCAUUUAUACUGAAUAGCUCUAUCAGUUCUAAACUGUUCUCCCUAGAGGUCCAGAAAGGAUCAUCUCUUAUUGAUCCAGUGUUACUACAGGAGGAAACCUAAACUAAACUAACUUUAUUUAUACCGGAUAGCUCUAUCAGUUCUAAACUGUUCUUCCUAGAGGUCCAGUAAGGAUCAUCUCUUAUUGAUCUAGUAUUACUACAGGAGGAAACCUAAACUAAACUAAUUUUAUUUAUACUGAAUAGCUCUAUCAUUUCGAAACUGUUCUUCCUAGAGGUCCAGUAAGGAUCAUCUCUUAUUGAUCCAGUGUUACUACAGGAGGAAACCUAAACUAAACUAACUUUAUUUAUACUGGAUAGCUCUAUCAGUUCUAAACUGUUUUUUCCUAGAGGUCCAGCAAGGAUCAUCUCUUAUUGUUCCAGUGUUAAUACAGGAGGAAACCUAAACUAAACUAACUUUAUUUAUAAUAAAUAGCUCUAUCAGUUCUAAACGAGUGUUUUCCCUGGACUGCUUGCAUUUCAUGUACAAGGAUUUGUUGUGAUAUUGCACGUUCUGUCGGUCUGCUCACAACACUUUACCACUUCCUUAAAAAUAUUCCUAACCUCUUUUUAACAGAACAGUUCGUAUAGGUUGAACCUUUGUUUAAUAACAUUCCUUCGAUAUUACAUCAAUAUCAGAUAAAAAUUUGCCGCAAAAUCACAGACAACAUUAUAGGACGAUAUCGUAUUGCUUUAGGGCAGCAAAAACUAUUGUACGACUACAAUGUAUGUAACUAUAUAUAUCCUUGAAACAAACAUGAUAUAAUUUUCAUUGUCUAAACAUAUAAUUAUGUCAUCGUUCAUUCGGUAUGCACUUAAGAAAUGUGCAAUUUGAGGCAAGAACUACUCAACAUCGGAUGUGUUUGAUGUACAAUAUAAAUCAUAUUUUUAAACAAUCCUCAGUAUUUUAUUGCCAGUUUAAGAGUAACUUAUCUUUGUAUUUGCUUUACAGUCAAAUUGUUACUACAACAAACGGAAGACGCUUUCAUAAACAAAUCGUAAAAUGAGAAUGAUUUAUUACAUGUACUGUACACGUGAUUUUGAUUAACAUAUUCAAUGUUCCUCCUAAUUUUAACAAGCAAACCAAAAUAAUACGUGGAUGUGAAAAGUAGCAUAGACAUAAAAAACGACAGAAUCGGUCAACUGAUUGUAAUCUUUGAGAUAUCUGCAUUGUUGACCUUUUUACAAAUUUCCCUUAUAAUAUAUCGCUUUUAUAUUCAAUGUUCCUCCUAAUUUUAACAAGCAAACCAAAAUUAUACGUGGAUGUGAAAAGUAGCAUAGACAUAAAAAACGACAGAAUCGGUCAACUGAUUGUAAUCUUUGACAUAUCUGCAUUGUUGACCUUUUUACAAAUUUCCCUUAUUAUAUAAUAAAUUGCUUGUACAAGAUAUGUUGCUCUUUUAAACCCUUUUUACUCAAUCUUCAUUUGUGUCAUGGUGAAUUGCCAAAAUGUUUCUGAAGGUUGUUAUGGUGUUCACCACACUUGUCUUUCAAGCUGGUUCAAUCCUUGCUCGGACCUCCACUCAAGGUCUUAAAAUAAUUGAGGGGAAAGAGCUAUCUUUCAUUGACAUCAGUGAACGGUUAGACUUUCACGUCUUCUCGGAUAAGGACGUUAAAAUCAUAGGUAUCUCGGAUCGGAUUCCAUAUCAAUUGGGCAUAGCUAGCCUGUUGCAUGGGAAUCCGCUCACCAAUGAAUGAGAAAUUCAAUAAACUCAAACUAAACUGGUUUGAAAAUUUCGAGCUACAAUCUUUGACAUAUCUCCAUGGUUGACCUCAUAACAAAUUGCCUGUUACAAGAUAUGAUCUUCAUUUUAAACCCUCUUUACUCAAUGUUCAUGUGAAAUCAAAUACGUGUGACAUCAAAUACCGGAAAACAGAUAAUCUCUUUCAUAGUAAUUGAUCUUUGGAAAAAUCUCCCUGAUCAGCUGAAGGAUCUAAAUAUAUUUUCCUUUUCCAAAAAGUUGAAACGUUAUUUACUGACACAACAAUAUCUUGCAAGAAAUAAUUUAUUCUAUUUAAUCAUGAUAUACCUAAGUAUAAUAUAAAUAAUAAAUCUUCCUUGUGGAACCUAAUAUAUUAGAAUAGUGUGAUUUUUCUUUCUUUUGGAUUUUCUUACCUCUUUUUCUAAAUAAAAAAUUAACAGUAACUGGAGGCUAACUCGAAAACUUCACAGUUUAUUUAGCCUUCAGGCUCUAAAAUUAUAAUUAUAAUAUAUUUAUUUAAAUUAAAAAAUGUAACCUUUAUAAUUGUAUAUGUAUUUAUAAUCUAUUUUUUCAUGUAAAAUUAUUGAGCAAAAUAAACUUCACUUGACUUAACACCUCAAACGUUUCUUACAAAUCCUUCAAAACCUAGAAUUUACCAAUGCAAAAUUCCUAUUGAUUGUGAUCACAGAAACUUUGAUAGUGUAAACCAGACAUUAAAUGACUACCAGCAAAAUCCCUAAUAUUAAAUCCAAGUUAAUCAUUGAUAAAUAACUGAACUAUGUUGUUCAUCCUUUCUAUAGGAAGUACAAGAAAACAUCGCGGAACCUUGCAACAACUACUGCUAUGGGUGAGUUAGGGGAGGGGGUAUUGGGAAUAUACAUAUGACCAGUGGGGGGGGGGUGUUCGUUCCAACCACCCCCACCCCCUCACCCUCCACAUGCACAUAGAUAUCGAAUGGAUAUAGAUUGCAUGUACACUCUUAUUUCUUACUCUAUAAAAAAAAUGGCUUCAAGAUUGGUUUAGAAACAAAUUUGGCAUAGAGUUAGGUUAGGUUAAGGUAAGGGUUAGGGUUAGAGUUGGUGUUUGGAGUAGGGUUAGUGUUAGUAAAAUCGUUGCUUUGUUACGUUUUGUCACUCUGAGGCCAGCGAAAUAAUCUCUUCCAUCUCGGAAUAGUACGGCAUCUUGACUCGUCCCAGACUCAUAAAACAAACGUUUAAUUCCAAGGUGUUUAUAUACUUGGUAAAAACAGAACCGUUUUUUUAAGACAAACUUUAUAUGUUUUGACUUGGUUGUUUCCUGAAAGCAACACCCUUUUCGAUAUUGUCAUAGUAAUUCAAUCACACUCAAAAGAAUCCAUUAAAGUAAUUGUUCUACUGCUAAUAAAAAAUUAAUGGCGAAAACAAGUUCGUCAACGACAGAACAUAAAUCAAUUGAUGUCAAUUGGCUUAUCUUUACUGAAUCAGCUGAUCACACUUUACGCUAGGAAAAUUGGUUAAAAUUUCCUUGCCCUUGACAUAUAAAUUCCUUCACCUUCUACGGCACAAUAAUAUAUUUACAAAAUAGCGGUUACUGCAGGUUGCUUUCGUAGAUCGCUUCAUUCACACGCGAGAAGAAUGGUUUUCGAUCAAGGAGAGAUAGGCCUUAAUGGACCUCUAGGAAGAACAAUUGAGAACUUUAAAAGCCCAUAUAUAUAUACACACGGGCAAUUUUUCCUUUGCAGCUUUUCCUUGAAAAGUUUUAUUUGCUCGUGUGUAGGGCAAAAAAUGACAAUUGUUCCUUGCCAACGAGCUUUGUUCCAAGAAUUGUCAUGGCAGCUAUCGGACAAGGAAAAUUUGUCCGUGUGUACGGCUGCCAAGGAAAACAAGUACAAGAAAUAUUUCUACGGUUUUGGCAAACAAAUGGGGGCGUUGACGUGAGAUAAAUGUUUAACUCAACAUUCCCUGCACACGAGCAAGGGAAAUUUGUCAAGGGAAACUUGUCAACGAAGACUUGUUGAGCGUACAUACGGGAAGCUAAACUUGUCAAGGAAAACUCGUCUGUGACCGGCCUUAUCAAAUAGAGCUAUUCAGUAUAAAGUUGGUUUAUUGCAGUUAUGUUAUGGUUAUAAAGAGGGAACCCGCCUUAUACUUACAUUUCCAUGUAAAGAUUGCUCAGUUCCCGUAUACACCAUAAUAACCAAUCACAUCCUCAUUUCCCACAGAAUAAAAAAUACACAACAAACAUCCCAGACUGAUUUGGCAAAUGUACGUUUUGGGAGGAGAAUUUUAGUCUCUAUUUCCGCGUCAAAUAUUAAUUUAUGAUCGUAACUGUAAGAUGAGAAGCCAUUACGGUAUGACAAAGUGAGAAAUAUAGUUUCCUUUGCCUUUCGAGUUUUGUAAUUCAUUUUUACCAUAUAUGUCGAAAUGUAGAGCUAAAUGGACAUGUUUACGAAGUUUGAACGGUGUUGACUUUGUAUAAUGGGUCAUAAAGUUACCAUUAACCCCCAGUAUGCCCUUGAACACUCCUCGCGUCGUGAGAGCAAAAGACAUGCAUGCAGAAUGACAUGAUUUGUACAAUAAUGUAAUGCUCAGGAUGCAUGUAAUUCCAUUAAAAUCAACAGUUUUCGUAUUUCAUUUUAACCUAAGCAGGAAAUCAUGUUCUAUUCAUUGCUUAGCUGUAACGUGUCAUCUUUAUUUAUGACACUAAAGAUUAUUUGUUUGAUCUAUAAUUACCAUGAUCAAGAGGAACUAACCUUGUAAAACCUUCAUGAUCUAGUUAUUGAAUCUGAAUAUAUCAAACCAUGUUGCGGGAUGUGUUUUCAAAUAAAACUAUCAUAUAGAUAAUCAUGUGAAAAUACAACGUACUGUGACGUCGGUGAUGUCAUGAUCAGGACAUGGAUAAAACACUUCGGUGCUCGUGAAGACAGUCAAUCAACGCUUUACCAAAUUCAUGCUCUUUCCCCGGGUACUUCCGUUUGAAAAUCCUUGAUAGGCAUAGACAGAGCUGAAAAUGUCCAUGUUUUCUAGACUGGUGUUUUUCCUCGUAAUGGGUCCGCCCUACGAAAUCUUCGCCUGAAAGUAUGAAAGUAUUUCUAUCACAGAAAGAUACGUUACAUAUCAGUGAAUUUCAUAAAUUUUGCAAACACGUUCUCUGACUGAUGAUUAUAUUCAUUAAACGAGCUUUCGAUCACCUUACUGUGGUCUUCGGGUCGCUCAGUUGUCAGAGCAAGAGUCUUUCACGUCUAAGUUCGUGGGUUGGAUUCUCGCUACGGACUCAUGUGAAAAGAAUCAGUGAAAGAAAGAAAGUCGUGGGUUUUCUCCGAGUGCUCCGGUUUCCUCCCACAGGGAAUGUUGACAGGGUGGGUUAGGAUAAACAUAGUUAAGAAAGUAAUACUGAUCACAAUUGUUGUAAAGAUAAAUAGUCUAGGCUAAGUAAGUCGCAUAAGUAAGCGUAAUACUUGAUGUAAUCGUUCACUGAAAAGCCCCAAUGGGGAAUGAGCUGAGUAAUAAUAUAAUGUCUUCAACAUGCAGGUACAAAAAUAUCCUGUGCAACACCACGAAAGCUCUUUUAGUAAACUAAUCAUGCGAUGACGAGUACAAUUAUAGGGAUUAAUAGUACUCGUGAUGUUUGGAAAUUUUGCCAAAAUUGGACGGGCCGCUGGGGCGAGCCCAAUUUGGCACAAUUUCCAAACAUCACGAGUAUGUCUUAAUUGUCCGAGUAUGCAACAUCGCAUGAUUACUUGUUUAUUAUUAGCAUGACAAAAUUAGAUAAUUCUCAAUGUCAACAUCAUAUUCUCUUACCAAAGCCCAGUCUUGCCAGACUUUCAACCAAAAUUUAGUGCUUUUGUUCGUAUAUUCAUUCAGUUCUUUUGCUUUAAGUUCCUCUAGGGCAAUUUCAUUUGUGUUUAAAUACCUUUCCGCCAUUUUGUUUGUUUUGAGAAAAUCCAUUAAUUGUACUGCAGUACAAUUAAUGAAAUAAUUAUACUCCUCUCAACCAAUCAGCAUCCAGUAAUUUUGUUAUGCUAAUAGUAAGUAUAGGUAAUCAUGCAGUUAGAGAACGUGUUUACCAAAUUUAUGAUGUCUCAACCUGGUUGCACCCUCUCCAUAUUUUUUCAUAUACCAGUGAAUCGUCUGUAAAACAUUUCGAUACUAAAAGUAGUACCUUGCUAUGUGACUACUCACCCUCCAGCUAUUCAAAAACAGCAUUGACACUCGAGGGAAGCUCAGAUUGAACCUCCAGUCGUUGAGUGUAAGUGAGCUUUUGGAAUACAGGCGUAAGAGUUGAAAAUGUUUACCGACCAAUUUAUAUAGGCCGAGAUCGUUAAGAUAUUAUAUCAUAGUAUUUAUAAACUUAUUGCCAUAAACCUAAAUUCAAAUAUGGGGACAUAUUCAGAGUAGAGAGAUAUGUAUAUAAAGAAUGUAUGGAUUCAAUUUUGGGUCUUCCUAGUUCAAUUACAGGAUCUUAAAGCCUAGCUGGUUCACAUCAGCAAUUUUGUCGACGAUUUUGUGUUCCUGACGGAUGCAAAUGAGUGAACUUGCACACAAAAGUAUAGGGGCGCUUUUCAAAAGUAAACAAGUCUUUUGCAUCUCAUUCCUUCAAUUACAUUUGCCAGGAGAAGAAUCGCCAACAGAAUGGCUAUAGUGUGAACCAGGCCUUAAUUGGCUCGCUGAAUAUGCAAGAUUUCGGCUUGAGUCAAUUGUAUGUUGACAAAACAGUGUUGGGAUUUAUUGUGGGUGUAUAUGGUCACAAAAACAUUUAAACGUUCUCACCAGGCCCUCUUUACAAUUCUUACAACUGAGAAUCACUAUGUUGAUGUGCCCAUGAUAAUAACAAGAUUACCAAUUGUAACUAUGAUGCAUGGUUUAAAUUACCUUAGAUCCUUUGAGAUAGAAUACUAGAUAAGGCUGUAUCAGCCGCUUAGUCUUUUCUCUGAAUGCAAUGCUAGAUCUGUAAUACUGUAUUUAAAAUUACAAUAUAUUUUAUAAUCAAUUAACUUUAUAUACUUUCCUUAUUUGUAAAAAUAUUUUCUAAACUUACAUACACUAUAAUAUAGCCUAUACAGAACACUGCUGCAAGACUUGUAGUCGGAGGGAAAAAAUAUGAUCACGUCAUCCCGAUAUUGAAACAGCUUCAUUGGCUGCCUAUAAGGGCCAGAAUAGAUUUUAAGAUUCUGCUUAUUACUUAUAAGGCCCUUAAUAACCAAGCACCGGACUAUAUAACAGAACUUUUAGAUAUUUAUAGGCCUAAGCGUACUUUGAGAUCAACAUCACAGAAUUUAUUAGUUGUUCCGAAAUCGAACACUAAGACGUAUGGUGAGAGAACAUUCCAAGUGAGUGCUCCUAAGCUAUGGAACUCUCUACCUGAUUACAUUCGUCUCUCAAGUUCAUUAGGUAUUUUUAAAGGCUUAGUAAAGACACAUCUUUUUAGGAAAUACUUUGACUAGAUAGCACGUUUUUAUAUAUUUCAGUAAUUGCAUACAUGUAAUAUAGUAUAAAUUAUGAGACCCGAUCCUUGUAAGAGCAUCGAGACUCUGUAAGAUGCUCCUAAAACUGUAUUAUUAUUAUUAUUAGCUUGCCUACUCGCAAGUAAUGCAACGUAUAUUUUUCUUUGUAAAUUUUUGUAAACAUCAAAUCAUUAACGUUAAACGAUGAGUGUUUAAAUCUUCCUUAGUAACAGUACAAUCGCUCCCUAACAAGACUGUCCUAUAGCAGGGCUCGUUCAUGUUUUCCUAGAGAUAUGUAAUUACUACCUGUUACUGUUGUUUACAGUGGAAACAGGAUAGCAUAUAUUAUACAUACAGGCAUGGUAACUCCAUUUCAAACUGGAACAAUGUAUCUCCUCCCAUUUACGGUCAUUUAAGGCUGUCAGAUCGUUUCAGACAUCCGUUUGAAAAGUUCCCUGUUUCCAUUUGCCUUUGUAAUUACAUUUUAUGACCUAAAUAAUUUGUGCUUUAGUGCCUUGUUUUCCAUGACCAAGUCUUUGAAUAUUAAAUAUGGAAAGAAGUACUUUACCUCGUGCUUUGCAUUUUCAGUAGUUCUCCUUAGAGGUCCAGUAAGGAUUAUCUCUUAUUUAUCCAGUGUUACUGCAGGAGGAAACCUAAGCUAAACUAACUUUAUUUAUACUGGAUAGCUCUAUCAGUUCUAAACUGUUCUUCCUAGAGAUCCUGUAAGGAUCAUCUCUUAUUGAUCCAGUGUUACUGCAGGAGGAAACCUAAACUAAACAAACUUUAUUUAUACUGGAUAGCUCUAUCAGUUCUAAUUGUUCCCCUAGAGAUCCAGUAAGGAUUAUCCCUUAUUGAUCCAGUGUUACUACAGGAGAAAAUCUAAAGUAAACUAACUUUAUUUAUACUGGAUAACUCUAUCAGUUCUAAACUGUUCUCUCUAGGGGUCCAAUAAAGAGACUCUUAAUGGUCCAGUGUUUGACUAUACAACAGAAAACCUAAACUAAGUUAACUUUAUUAAUGCCAUGAAUAGCUUCCCUUAUAAUGGAGUGCCUGAAAAAAAUGUGCAGCUUAUCUCACAUGUGACUGGCUGAGGUGAAUUCAUCAAUGUAAGUCAGCAAUGAGCACAUGCAUUAUAUGGGAUCGAUCAACAUCUCUAGGUAACCCAACAAACUAUUCAAUAUUGCAUCUCAUAACUUUUAUAUGUAAACAUUAAGAUCAACUUAAGUUAAGUAUCUCACGAUAAGAUAAUCGUUACAGCAGAACAUACCAUUAUAAUUACCUCAGAAUACACUCACAAUAUCAAGCUAAAACAACAACUUGUUUUUUCAUAAAUUGCAAAACGUCCGGUUACAAGUUUUGAACAUUGUUUGGAUUUAAUUGUACAAAAAAACCCAGUUUCUAUCAAUUAAAAUUUAAAAUACAUACGUCUAGCUUUCAUCUUUGUGACUGGGGUUUCAAUUCCUGUAAUACGCAGUUAUAUGAUUAUAAUUUCGCAAUAGUCGUAUGUGAAAAGAAGCCUUCCAGGCUCUACCAAACACCGAAGUGGACCCGAGCAGGGGAUGCUUUGCAGCUAGAAAAGGUUGUGUGAGUUUAAGCCUUGAAGCGCUUUUAUUUCGGAACAAUUGAAAUAAAUUCUUAUUUUUCUUGCCUUCAUAUAGUUUGGGAAGCCAGAUAUACCACAUCGCAAUUUUUUGUAAUUAGCAAACAGAUGAGAAGUACGUUCAGCCCUGAAGCAUUUUUGGCAAGGUAAAAAGUUAUACAGUUUUUAUGAACCAACACAUAAUCUCUAUUAUAUAAAACACACGCAUUUACUAUUGUAGCUUGACAAUAAAUAGAAUUCUUGGCUACAAGAUUCUGCAGACAUUGCCUGCGAGUUGUAAUAGAUUAUUGGUCUUUAAAAAGAUCGAGGGAUAUUUAAAGAACCGCGCCUCUUCGGCAUGUUUGUCUUCGCUCGAGUGGAAAAUUCGCUUGUUGUUAAAAAUAAUCUGCAUGCAAGUCAACAGGAUUAAUCUUGAGAUUUAAUCCUUUAUAUAGAGCACGAUAUGUUCUGUUUUAAAAAAAAAUGCACAAUUUGAAUUGAAAAUGUGUCUUGGAGAUGGUUUUGACCAUUUCUGUUCCUUUCCUGGGCUCCUAAUCGUACAGGCGUUGUUCAAGUUAGGAGUUCUUCUACUCUUUCAUUGUUUGUGAUAAUCAUUAGGGAAAGCUGACGCACUUCUGAAGUCUUAUUCAUGCUGUGUGGCCGUAUCCUAUAGCAAGCCUAGGCGGGAAAUUAUAAUUGACUUGAUAGCUCUAUAUGAAAGACAAGAGAACAAUACUCGCAACGUGUGAGCAUUUCAUAACAAAGAGUUUUGAUAAAGAUGUGAUCAAAAUUAAAUCAAAUCAAAACCUCAACAAACUGUGAAUUUGGUAUAACAAAACAUCAGGGGGCUUUCUCAAUCUAACCUAAAAUGCCUUGGCCUUCGAUCAAUACAUGAGGAUUUGCACUAAACAAUGAGUUUAUUUUCAAUAUUUCGUAAUUGGCUAAAUGAUUUCCUGCCAGGAAAAUUUCAAUUGGUCACUACGCCCCACACAGCUUAUACUAAUUAUGCUGCCUAUAAAUUACCGUGCGUUUAAAGCAUCGUAAUACACUCUGCUCAACACGUCCUCGAAGAAAGAGCUAAGAGCAAAAACAGCUUGUAUAGAGUGAUGACUGUUUUCCCACCGAACAACACAAACGUGGAUUUGAGUAGAAGAAUAGAAAGCGAGUUUCCUAACACGAGCGUUAUUAAAAAGAUGAGCGAUUGGACUAAAGUUAUGACGACGCAAGAGGGACACUACUCGACAACAAAAUUGGAUCUCAAACAAGAGGAAACAAACACUACUGAUUCUCGAGUAUCGAAUCUACACGAUGAAGAAAUGAACUCCACUGAAUCAGACGUAAAAACCCCAAAACUCGAAGCAACAGCCACAAAAGAUAACACUGACGCGGACACAAAACCUUCGCAUUCCUAUAUCGCUCUCAUAGCCAUGGCUAUACUUAGUAAACCUAGCAAGAAAGUCCUACUUGGCGACAUCUACAAUUACAUCUCGGAAAACUUCCCUUACUAUCGUAGUAAAGACAAGAGUUGGAGGAACAGCAUCAGGCAUAAUCUCUCGCUCAACGAAUGCUUUAUCAAGGCAGGACGAAGUGAAAACGGUAAAGGAAACUACUGGGCGAUACAUCCAGCAAAUUUAGAAGACUUCGCCAACGGUGACUUUCGACGAAGACGGGCGAGACGUCGAGUUCGAAAGAGUCAUUCAACGUUGUGUACGCGUUAUGGAAGCUUACCAUUCCAGCAACAUGCUUUCUUAAACUACCGUGGGGCAGAGCCUUACCUACAGCCCUACUACCUAACUCCGUUCAAUCUUCCCAACUGUGUGAGAAAGAGCAAUUUCGGUAUUGAUAGCUUGCUAUCUCCCCGUGUGCCUCUAGCAAGUGGACUCCAGAGCCCCGUAGAGUAUGCCGCCUCUGCAUCACUUUGCCAAUCUGCGCUUCUCCGAGCAGGGUACACGACCGCUCCGCCUUACACUACGACGCCAGUGAAUCAUUCCCUCUCAUACCCCAUGGUCUUAGCGUCGAACAAUGAAAUCCCAACCGAAAGUUGGCAUGAGACAUGGAAAAAACUGAAAGCGCAAUUUCAGAGUCAAACAUAGAACAUUAAUGUUGUACUAUUAUAUAUAAGUGGACAUAUUUAUAUGGACAAGCUAUUAUAGGGGAUGAUAUCUCAAACAAGCGAGUCCAGCGUAGGUGGUAUUCUAGGAUAAGUUGCCGCAUGGUUUGGGUCUGAACUACCUGAAAAGGUUAACUUAAGGAGCAAUGGCCUCUCACUUCUUUAAACCUAACAAAGUAUCGCCGCUCGAAGUGUGUCCUUUUUAGGAAAUUCACGCAUGCCCAAACCAUGGUAACUAUAUAUAGGGAAUCGCUCCAGCAUAAGUCCAAAAGCCAGUAACAUAUUUGAAAGAGAAAUGCAGUGAAUUAUAAGGUUGUACAAAAUAGCACGUGCUCGUGUUGUGUUGUAUCUCCGCGUCGUUUUAUUCAGAGAAAAAAUGUUAAUGUCCCCUUUUCAAAAUUACUUGCAUCAAUUUGAAAUCCUUUCAUCUGUUUUCCGUAGAAACUAAAGAUUCAGUACAUUUAAAUUCUGUGUAAAUUGCUGUAACGCUAUAUUAAUUUCACACUUUCGUACGAGUCAUGCCUAAUUACGUGCAACUAUCUCCGACAACUUAUUAAAUCUUUGUUGAAUGUUGUAUAUAAACUUCCACUUUUCAUUCAUAUGUUUACUGGCUUUUCAAUUCAAAGCUGUAAGGCAUUUAGGGUGUUUAAUCUUCGCUUGAGUUUACAAUAUUUAAGAGUAGCAUUACUUUCAAGCUGCAGGACUUGAAUGAAAUAUAUUACAUACAGGGGCUAACUUGAAAAGGAAUGACUUACUUUUCAAUCUGUUUGUAUCGAAAAAUAAGUAAACAUAUAGAUUGCAAUCUGUAUAGUACAAACAUUAAGUUGAAGUAGAUUAAUCCUACCCCCGUCACAUAUUUAUUUAGCUUAGUGUCAAAUUAGUCUUAAAUAAAUGGAAUUAUUCUGCGCAAAAGCAUCUGGACACGCGACUACAGAGAAAUUAUAUGGAAAAAAUGUAUUAAAAAUUGGAAUUGAAUUAUUUGUAAAUAGAGUAUAUCGUAUAUUUGAGUUAUAUUUCUGAGAUAUCUAAAUGUAAUUAGUAUAUAGCAAGUCAACACAAUAUGUUUGUUCAAAAACUUAACAUAAAUAAACAUAGAUUAUUCAAGAGUGACCACCUUGUUUGCAGAUAAAUUUGUACACCUAAUUGAAGAGUCUUAUAAAUAAUCUAGAAGCGUACCGCAGCACACACUAGCCUUUGUCAUGCUGGGAUUUUAAUUUGAGUUAUAUUUUCCGUUUUUAAACAAAUUUGAAAACCGCAAACAAGCUUAUGUCAUGGUUAGAUCGUCAGGGUCAGUCAUGAAAGGGAUUUUAAAUACGCUUGAUAAUAUUCCGUGCUGCUGCAAGCUUGUCCCCAGCUUGAUAAAGUUUGUGAAUGUCAGAUAGGUUUAAAGCGAGCAUAUAGUUUGAAAAUAUUGGAUUCCCUAAUCUUAUAGUCUUUCUUUGUAAUGAAGGGUUAUUUACACAUAAUUAUCAGCUGCCUUGUAGUUGUCGUUUCAAUUUUAAAUUGCUUCCUGAGUGUUUUGAAAAUGACAUCUUUAAUCCCACUGCUGGGGUAGCGUUUUACGACCUAGCGCAAAAUGCUAUUUCUUGCACGAAAGGCAAAUUAUACCUCGUCUAUAGUUGUACCGUUUUUAAAAAGGUGUCAAGUUUUAGUGAAAUUUAAAUUAUCUAUAUUUGUGUAACAAUAAUUGUUCAAAGUGAUGUAUGUUUAAAGACGAUAUUAAAUGAAUCACACUGUAAUUAUAUUUCGUUUUAAAUUAAGGUUUCGUUUUACUUUAAAUGUACAACAGCCUUGUAAUAAUCGUUGCAAUAUCGAGUUUUUGUUUAUGUUUUGAAAAGAUAUUCGUUUUUGGACUCAAUAUAGACAAUAUAUUAUCGAGUAAGUUGUUUGCUAGCUUACAUUCUGAUUCAAUAAACGUGUUUUAAAGCAUUUAUUUAAAACAGAGGAAAAUAGAAGAUAAGUAACAACAGAAGAAUAAGGAACAUGGAUCUAUUAAACGAUUCAGCUGCAAUUUCAAACCAAAUACACGGAAAGCCAUCAUAAUUAUAAAAUAAUGAUCACAUAGAAGCAUAGUGGCAAAUAUAUUAUUUGAAAACAAUCAAUGAAUGAAGAUUGCUUUUAUAAGUGAGUUUCGCUAAGAAUAAAAUUGCAUCUGCAAACAGUCGUAGCAUUAUAGGUAGGUUUCAUUGUAUCGGAGUAGCGGCUACAUGCGUUGUACGUAUCAGCAUCAGAAAGUGAGGAAAUAUAAUCACUCAUUUCAUGAUAUGUAGUAGUCUUGUAUUGGGUGCAAGCUAGUAUAUAUCUUGUUCCUAGUAAUGCCAACGUUUCUGGUGUUACCACAAUCUACAUUCAUUGAAACGUAUAAAUAUAAAUGAAGAAAUAAAAAUUGCAUGUGUAUAUAUGCGUGCAGGAGAAAUGCGGCAAUAUAUGUCUGGACAGGAAGGCUCAAUGUAGCUAAUUUUACUAACUAGAUUUAAACCACAGAGGGGAAAGUUUAUCUAUUUUCAAACUCAAUGGUAAUAGGCUUAAGCCACUAUAAUACAGGAUUCAACAAGGCACAACAACAACUUAAGUCGCCUUGUAGGCAUGUGAUGCAGUAAUUUGAUUCCUAACUCUAAAAUUAUCAAUCUAACCAAGGACUAGAUAAGCCAAGUCAUAUCCUCAGUUUCAUUUACAUAGAGAGGAAAGAAGAAAUUUAUAUUUUACUUGACCGUACGUAUUAAAUGAUAAAACUCAUCAAUUAUAUGAUCCAAAAAUUAGACAUUUGUUUUUAAAGUGUCUAUGACAUGAAAUUUUUUUUGAAAGAAGAAGAGUACUUAGCUCAUAUAUUUCACAUGUAUUUAUUUAUAUCAAUAUAUUAUCUUGCAAGGUCGGAUUCUUUCAUAUAUUCUUGUUUUGGUUCGAUUAUAAGAAAGAAUUAUAAGAAACGUUGAACCCAACUCCAACUGGCAAACCAAAUAUCGAACAGUUGUACUCUUCAAUUAAUUUCUGUAGAGUAAAUACAGGAUAAUAUAAAACGUUUUGUGAUACAAGAGUGUGGACUAUAUAUAGGACAGCCAACUUUUAACUCUUAGUUUUCAAUAAUAACAUUUUGCAGUUCAAUGUUCAAAAUGUGGAUUAUUGUUUUUUCUUGACACCGAAGAAGAUUAAGUCAAUUUCUUCCAGAAUAGAAAUGUAAAAAGAAUAGAACCAGAUAGCUUCAGAUUGAGAGGCAUUCAACUGCUUGAAAAAUACAAGUAAAACGUUGACGUUUCCAGCGAAAGUCUUCCGGCUUCGCUAAUAACCUAACGACGAAGGGUUUUUGCUCGAAACGUCGACGUUUUGCUUGUAUUUAGUUCAGGUAGUUCAAUCCCAUUCAAUACGAAGCUUUCUCGUGUUAUUGUCACUACCUACGCACAGUAGUUCGAGUUUAUAAAAAGAAUAUAAUCCUUCUAUUAUGGACUAGGGGAAAUUUUGUUGCUUGGCCUGUCCAUGCAUGCAUUAGAGUUUUGGUCGUGAACGAUAUAUGAGCCUUACUUUAUUUAAGAAACAUGUCAAAACUUAACAACCUCCACUUUAUGUGCAAAGUGAAGAAGAAUAUUUAGUACUUUGCUGUUACAACUAAUAGCUGUUUCUUGCUUUGUCAAUGACUCUCGUCGUUAACAAUAUUGUAUUCACGCUAAUUUCAAUAAACCACUGAUGGCGAUCAACCUUCGUGAUUUAGUGUAAAAAUCGAGGAACAUAUUGUGUACUUCGUGUGUUAUAUUUCUGUUAGAAAUCAGGAAAGCUUCUUGUAACUUUAUGCAUGGUUUCAGAAUAUACUUUGGAUCUUUUCUUUGAGAAAUAUGGAAACAAACACCGCCCAUCUCGACUUAGUAAGAUUUCGUAUAUAAGAAUUCACCGCAAAUAUCGUUAACCAAGUAUGGGAUCUUUUCUACACUUUUCUACAAACGUCAUUUUGAUAUUCAUCUCAUAUAGAUUCUAAUGUGUACAUAAAUAGUCGUAUCGAUCCAUGCUUUGUGUACUUACAAGUUCUACUUAUAUAAUCAUAUACACAUAUACAUGCCAAACAUAGAAUUGUGAUAUUGAUAGCUUGUUGAAAACUGCAAUUCAAAGAUGAUAUAUUAAGCUACUGUUGUGAUUUGAUAAGUGAGUUUAUAAGUUGGAUAACUCUAUCAGUUAUAAACUGUUCUUCCUAUAGAACUCCA